This is a messenger RNA of Fusarium redolens, 1042 nucleotides long. RefSeq lists its product as uncharacterized. The transcript has 2 exons. Lineage: Eukaryota; Fungi; Ascomycota; Sordariomycetes; Hypocreales; Nectriaceae. Bases 84 to 959 code for a protein of 291 amino acids. The record is from RefSeq and is a predicted model, not a curated record.
UAUCAAUCGUCUACAGGUAUCAAAUAAGUCUCUCAUAAUUAGCCAUAAACAUCGAUAUAUCAGCACUCUGCAUAUACAGCACGAUGGCAGAUCCACAAAAGAUUGCCAUUGAACCAAUGGCCCAGCAGAUGCUCGUCCAGAAAGCUGGAGAGGAUUGGACCGGGAUCACUAGUACUGCACAACGACGAAAGCUGCAGAAUCGGCUGAACAAGAGGUCGCAAUAUCUCAGAAAACGUCAACAACUCGAAAAAAAUCGGCUUGCCUCGAAUAUCGUCGGUAAAGCCGGCCUACCCGCUGAGUCCAUGCCUUCAAUAGCACUCGCUCUUCAAGGGCCACCCGAUGCCAUGUUUGAAGUCAUUCGUCAAACUUGCGAAGUCUAUGAGAGGCCUGAUAUAAGCGAAAGGGUGUUCGCCGUUGCGUGCAAGACUUAUAUGGACUAUACCAUGAAUUCCCCUCGAAUAUCGCAGCUUCCACUCCUCAUCAGUCUCAACGUUACAAUAGCAGUUGCUAACAAUGCUACCGUGUUGGGAUUUGAUCGUACGCUUAUGUGCAUUGAUGAAGCUAUAUCACCGUUCAACCUCAAUGGACCUAUGAGUCCAGAUUAUAAUGCUCCAGUGGCGCUCCAACCUACAGAAGUGCAGAAGUCGGUGUUGCAUCACCCUUGGCUGGACAUAUUCCCAUUUCCAAAAUUCAGAGAUAAUGUCAUUCUGGCGGCGGAUGCGGAGUUAUUGGAUGAUGGCGAGCUUUGUGAGGAUAUAUCAGAGAUCAACUGGGAGAACGUUGAGAGGCCAAGUUUGAUCGUAUGGGGAGAUGCCUCCGUGCCGCAUUCCUGGGAGGCGUCGCCUUGGUUUUUAAGGAAAUGGGGUUGGCUACUUCAAGGCUGCCCUGAGCUUAUAGAAACAACGAACCAAUGGCGACAGAGUCGAGGAGAAAAGUUACUGAAGUGGAACAAUGAGUAGUAUAGGUAUUUCCAUAAUAUUCAUCAAUAAGUGACCGCUUCUUGGCAGCUAUUGGGCCGCAUGUAUGUCGUGGCCAAGGAUAG